AUGGGGGGCGGCUGCGAGAACAGCAGCGCGCCGAGGGCGCAGGGCGAGGCGUGGGCGGGGUCCCCGUGCGACGAGCGCCUCUGCAGCUCCCUGCCGCUGCCCGCGCUCAUCCCGGUCACCGCCGUGUGCCUCGGCCUCUUCGCCGUGGGGGUGGCGGGGAACGUGCUGACCGUGCUGAUCCUGCGGCGCUGCCGGGAGCUGAAGACCACCACCAACCUGUACCUGGGCAGCAUGGCCGUGUCCGACCUGCUCAUCCUGCUGGGGCUGCCCUUCGACCUCUACCGCCUCUGGCGCUCCCGGCCCUGGAUCUUCGGCCAGCUGCUCUGCCGCCUCUCCCACUACCUGAGCGAGGCCUGCACCUACUGCACCAUCCUGCACAUCACCGCGCUCACCGUGGAGCGCUACCUGGCCAUCUGCUUCCCGCUCAAGGCCAAGGUGGUGAUCACCAGGCGCCGCGUCAAGGUGGUGAUCGGGGCCCUGUGGGCCUUCGCCCUGCUCUCGGCCGGGCCCUUCUUCUUCCUGGUGGGCGUGGAGCAGCAGGACAACCAGACCGACUUCAGCCGCGAGUGCCGGCUCACGCCGCUGGCCACCGAGUCCGGCCUGCUGGGCAUCAUGCUGUGGGUCACCACCGGCUACUUCAUCCUGCCCGUCCUCUGCCUCAACGUGCUCUACGGCCUCAUCGGCAGGGCGCUGUGGAGGAGCAAGGUCCGGCCCCAGGGCCCCAACGCAGCCCUCAGGGAGAAGGGGCACAAACAGACCAUCAGGAUCCUGGCUGUGGUGGUUCUGGCGUUUAUAAUUUGCUGGUUGCCAUUCCAUGUGGGCAGGAUCAUAUUUAUAAACACUCAGGAUACCAGCAUGAUGCUUUUCUCCCAGUACUUUAAUGUAUUCGCUUUGCAGCUUUUCUAUCUGAGCGCAUCCAUCAACCCAAUCCUCUACAACCUCAUUUCAAAGAAAUACAGGGCAGCCGUCUACAAACUACUGCUCCCACGCAGAUCUGGAGAAAGGGUUUUCAGUGCUACCCGAGAUACUGGUGGUUACACUGAGACCAGCACUAGCAUAAAAAAAGAGUAUGUAACCCCCUUCUGAGA
Gopherus evgoodei (Goodes thornscrub tortoise) is the source of this 1088-nucleotide messenger RNA. RefSeq names its product motilin receptor (gene MLNR). Gene Ontology annotation, molecular function: G protein-coupled peptide receptor activity. The coding region runs from base 1 to 1086 and encodes 361 amino acids. Lineage: Eukaryota; Metazoa; Chordata; Testudines; Testudinidae. The record is from RefSeq and is a predicted model, not a curated record. The transcript has 2 exons. Gene Ontology annotation, cellular component: plasma membrane. Gene Ontology annotation, biological process: G protein-coupled receptor signaling pathway.